Pipistrellus kuhlii (Kuhl's pipistrelle) is the source of this 1864-nucleotide messenger RNA. RefSeq names its product angiopoietin like 4 (gene ANGPTL4). Gene Ontology annotation, molecular function: enzyme inhibitor activity. Lineage: Eukaryota; Metazoa; Chordata; Mammalia; Chiroptera; Vespertilionidae. The transcript is spliced from 7 exons. Bases 177 to 1412 code for a protein of 411 amino acids. The record is from RefSeq and is a predicted model, not a curated record. Gene Ontology annotation, biological process: triglyceride homeostasis.
AAAAGGGCGUCGCGGGAACACGCCGAGCGAAGGGCGGGAGGCUCGGACCCGAUCCUUGAUCAUCGGGGCUUCUGCAGCCACGCAAGCCUCCGCCGGGGUCGGCGUGUUUGGAACCCGCGUCCGUCCGCGGAAAGCCCUGUCUGCGCCCCGCGAGCCGCGCCCAGCAGCCGGGGAGGAUGCGCUGUGCGCCCGAGGUCGGGGCCGCCCUGGUGCUGUGCACCGCCGCCGGGCUGCUGAGCGCGCAGGGCCGCCCCGCGCCCGCCGAGCCGCCGCCCCGCUACGCGUCCUGGGACGAGGUGAACGUGCUGGCCCACGGGCUCCUGCAGCUCGGCCACGGGCUGCGCGAGCACGCGGAGCGCACCCGCGGGCAGCUGAGCGCGCUGGAGCGGCGUCUGAGCGCGUGCGGCGCCGCCUGCGGGGACCCGGGCACCGCCGCCCCGGCCCCGCACGGCCCCGCAGGUCCCGGCUCCCCGGGCGAGGCCGUCCCGGAGACCCUCCGCAGCCUGCAGACCCAGCUCAAGGCUCAGAACAGCAAGAUCGAGCUGCUCUUCCAAAAGGUGGCCAAGCAGCAGCGCCACCUGGAGAAGCAGCACCUGAGGAUCCAGAACCUGCAGAGCCAGGUGGGCCUCCUGGCCCCCACGCACCUGGGCCGCGCGGUGGCCAAGCCUGCCCGGAGGAAGAGGCUGCCCAAGAUGCCCCAGCCUGCUGGCUCCGCUCACAACGCAACCCACCCACACAGGCUGCCCAGGGACUGCCAAGAGCUGUUUGAAGAGGGAGAACGGCAAAGCGGACUAUUCCAGAUCCAGCCUCAGGGGUCCCUGCCUUUCCUGGUUAACUGCAAGAUGACCUCAGAUGGAGGCUGGACCGUAAUUCAGAGGCGCCAGGAUGGCUCCGUGGACUUCAAUCAGCCCUGGGAAGUCUAUAAGACUGGCUUUGGAGACCCCCAAGGAGAGUUCUGGCUGGGCCUAGAGAAGAUGCACCUGAUCCUGGGGGACCACGGCAGCCACCUGGCUGUGCAGCUGCAGGACUGGGAAGGCAAUGCCAAGUCACUGCAGUUCCCCAUCCGCCUGGGUGGUGAGGACACAGCCUACAGCCUGCAGCUAACAGCACCCAUGGCCAGCGAGCUGGGUGCCACCACUACGACACCCAGCAGCCUCUCCCUUCCCUUCUCCACUUGGGACCAGGACCACGACCUCCAGGGGGACAAGAACUGUGCGAAGAGCCUCUCUGGAGGCUGGUGGUUUGGUAAUUGCAGCCACUCGAACCUCAAUGGCCAGUAUUUCCACUCCAUUCCUCAGCAGCGGCAGCAGCGUAAGAAGGGCAUCUUCUGGAAGACGUGGCGGGGCCGCUACUACCCGCUGCAGGCCACCACCAUGCUGAUCCAGCCCAGAGCGGAUGAAGCAGCCUCUUAGCCUCCUCGCUGGGGCCUGGUCCCAGGCUCCUAGAGGACAGUGACUAUGACUCUGGCCCAGCACGUGGCCGCACUCUGCCUGGGCAGGGGCUCUGGGCAGGGGCCAUUGGAGCGACGUGGACAGAGAAGCAGCCUGUGAGUGAAGAGGCCCCCUUUCUCAGUAGGGUGGCUAUAGGUGACAUACCCUCUGAGGACAGAACACAGGGCGCAGACCACAGACUUGUGGGACCAACAGACAUUGAGGCCUGCUCCUUGCCUACCCAGGGAAUGGGAGGUGCAAAGGGACCACUCAGGGGCAACCAGGAGCCUCAAUGGUAGAUUCAGUCAUGUUGACUGGCCAGAGGACGAGGGCACCCUCACGGUGCUGUUUUAUGUGGGUGCUGUGGGACAGGCCCAUGCCAUUGGUGUCUGGGCGGAGCCCACAGAAUUCUUGAAAUAAAUGCAGCUUCAGAA